UUCGCCUGAAGCGCGCAUGCGCGGGUUUGCCACAGCCAUUUUGAUUUCGGCUUCAGCUGCCGUCACGGCGAAGUCAAGUGAGGGUAUCUGUGAUGCCUGUGCGGUGCGAGUUUUGCUGAGGGCUCGAGCUACCUUUUCAGCUGGGGGCCGUGUUCGAAAAUGAGCGGCAACGACGGCAUGGAAAGCCUAAUUCCUAUCGUAAACAGGCUGCAAGACGCCUACACUCAACUUGGAGCGAGCCUCACGCUAGACUUGCCUCAGAUCGCCGUGGUCGGCGGACAGAGCGCAGGAAAAAGCAGUGUGCUGGAGAAUUUUGUUGGCAGGGACUUCUUACCAAGAGGAUCUGGAAUUGUCACUCGUCGACCACUGGUGCUACAACUGAUUAACUGCAAUACAGAGUAUGGAGAGUUCCUGCACUGCCGUGGCAAGAAAUUCACAGAUUUCGAUGCAAUCCGCAAGGAAAUCGAGGAUGAAACAGAUCGGGUGACAGGCAGCAACAAGGGCAUUUCAAGCGUGCCAAUCAAUCUCAGGGUCUACUCACCGCUUGUGCUGAACCUGACCCUGGUCGACCUUCCGGGGUUGACUAAGGUCCCCGUCGGUGAUCAGCCUGCGGACAUUGAGAAUCAGAUCCGGGAAAUGAUUCUCCAGUUCAUUCGCAAGGAGAACUGCCUUAUACUGGCAGUCACGUCGGCCAAUCAAGAUCUGGCUACUUCAGAUGCCCUGAAGAUCGCCAAGGAAGUUGACCCAGAAGGUCUGCGCACCAUAGGUGUGAUCACGAAGCUGGACCUUAUGGAUGAAGGAACUGAUGCCAGGGACAUUCUAGAAAACAAGUUACUGCCAUUGAGAAGAGGAUACGUGGGUGUAGUGAAUAGGAGCCAAAAAGACAUAGAAGGCAAGAAAGACAUCAAGGCAGCCAUGGAAGCAGAACGGAAGUUUUUCCUUAGUCAUCCUUCAUACAGGCACAUGGCUGAUCGCAUGGGUACACCAUACCUCCAACGGGUACUGAACCAGCAGCUGACCAACCACAUUCGAGACACCCUUCCAGGUCUUCGGGACAAGCUGCAAAAGCAACUCAUUUCUAUGGAGAAGGAGGUGGAAGAGUACAAGAACUUUCGCCCUGAUGACCCAUCCCGCAAAACCAAGGCUAUGCUUCAAAUGAUUCAGCAGCUUCAGACAGACUUUGAACGGAACAUCGAAGGUUCUGGCUCUGCUGCUAUCAACACAUCAGAGCUCUCAGGGGGCGCCCGUAUCAACAGAUUGUUUCACGAAAGAUUUCCUUUUGAAAUUGUCAAGAUGGAAUUUGAUGAGAAAGAGCUACGUAAAGAGAUUGCUUUUGCAAUUCGUAACACACACGGCAUUCGAGUCGGGCUGUUUACUCCAGAUAUGGCCUUUGAGGCUAUAGUGAAGAAGCAGAUUGCCAAGUUGAAGGAGCCUUCCAUCAAGUGUGUAGAUCUUGUCGUGGCUGAACUGGGAAAUGUGAUUCGGCGAUGUGCUGAAAAGAUGAGUCGUUAUCCACGACUUCGGGAGGAAACAGAACGCAUUAUCACCUCACAUGUGCGUGAGCGGGAGCAGACAUCUAAGCACCAAAUCUCUCUGCUGGUUGAGGUGGAGCUUGCAUACAUGAAUACAAAUCAUGAAGACUUUAUCGGAUUCACAAAGGACGAUUAUCACUCUGGUGCACAACAAACAGCAGACGUGUCGUCAGCUGGUAAAAGGAAACUAGGCAACCAGUCGGUUUUCGCCGUGAUUCGCAAGGGGUGGAUGUGCAUCCAUAACUUGGGCAUCAUGAAGGGUGGCUCUAGAGACUACUGGUUUGUGCUCACAUCAGAGUCCAUCUCAUGGUACAAGGACGAAGAGGAGAAGGACAAGAAAUACAUGCUCCCUCUGGAUGGCCUAAAAAUUAAGGACAUUGAAGCUGGUUUCAUGUCUCGAAGAAACACAUUUGCGCUUUUCAACCCUGACCAAAGGAACGUGUACAAGGACUACAAACAGCUGGAGCUAUCGUGCGAGAGCCAGGAGGAGGUGGACUCGUGGAAGGCAUCGUUCCUGCGAGCCGGCGUGUACCCAGAGCGGGCACAGAGCGCCGCAGGUGAUGGUGAGGGGGGCUCAGAUGGUGCGGGUUCGGAGGGCGGUGGAUCGUCCAUGGAUCCACAGCUUGAACGCCAGGUGGAGACCAUCCGCAACCUGGUAGACUCCUACAUGCGCAUUAUCACGAAGACCUUCCGUGACCUGGUGCCUAAGAUCAUCAUGCACCUCACCAUCAACAAUACUAAAGAAUUCAUCUAUUCAGAACUACUAGCAGCACUUUAUGCUUCAGGUGAUCAGACGCAGCUCAUGGAAGAGAGUCCUGAAGAGGCACAGAAGCGAGAUGAGAUGCUACGCAUGUACCAUGCCUGCAAAGAAGCUCUGCGUAUCAUUGGCGACGUAUCCAUGCAGACAUCUUAUCAGCCAACACCACCGCCUGUCAAGGAUGACUGGCUCAAAAUGCAACCCCCUGAUUCUCCACGGCCGGCCCCUCCCUCCCCGGGGGGUCCCCGGAGGAAUGUGGGAUCUUCCCGGGCACCCCCCCCAGUCCCAGCGGCGGCCAGCCGGCCAGCCCCAGUGAUCCCAUCGCGGCCCGAUGCAGCGGGCAGGCCACCCCCGGCAGCCCCACCCAGGCCUAUCAGUGCCGGUUUCCAGGCACCCCUUGUGCCUUCGCGCCCUGUUCCAUCAGUCCCUCCCAGAAUCCCCGACCGGCCGCAGGUUUCAUCUUCACAGUGGCCCUACUGAGUUUUCCAUCCUUGUGUUCUGUGGAGGACAACCAGCCCAAGAGACUGAUUAGAACAGAGAGCACUGUGAGAAAGGGCCCGGUGAAGCUGAGAUGUGGUCCAAAGGCAGGCCAUGGGAGGAGGGUCGGUGGCACAAGGUGAAAAUGUGGGGGAGGACCGAAAGAGAAGCAUUCCAAGCAGCAGCGUGGCGCAUAGGGCAGCCAACCGCCUGUGAUCCCUUGGCAGGGACGUCCCUGUCUACGUCACCAGAGGUUAGGCGAAAAUCCAGUGCCCUGCUAGUCCCGACUCUGCCUCACGUUUGUUUGGACUGUGUAAGUUUUGUAAUGUAAUUUCCUGUGAUUGA
Messenger RNA from Dermacentor albipictus, 3111 nucleotides. RefSeq names its product dynamin-1 shibire (gene shi). NCBI's taxonomy places the organism in Eukaryota, Metazoa, Arthropoda, Arachnida, Ixodida, Ixodidae. Gene Ontology annotation, molecular function: GTP binding; GTPase activity; microtubule binding. The record is from RefSeq and is a predicted model, not a curated record. Gene Ontology annotation, biological process: receptor-mediated endocytosis. Gene Ontology annotation, cellular component: plasma membrane; cytoplasm; synapse.